Molecule: messenger RNA, 2109 nt
Organism: Paramecium sonneborni
Lineage: Eukaryota; Ciliophora; Oligohymenophorea; Peniculida; Parameciidae
Source: the annotation of a GenBank genome assembly
AUGUCAAGUGAUUCUGAAGAAGAAAGUUAAAAUUCUAAUUAAGAUGAAAAUCCAAUAUAAUCUAGAUAAACUUUCAAUAAAAAACCAAAAGAUUUAGAAAAUAAACUAUCAGAAGCUAAAUUAGAGUUUAUUCUAAAUAACAAUGUUUCAAAAGCAAAACAAAUUCUUGAUUAAAUCAUUAGUUAACAUGCAAGAUAUUAAAGAGCUUUUAUUAUGUAUGGACACUUAUGGAAAUUAUAAGGAGAUUAUUAAAAAGCUAUACAUCAUUUCACUAUUGCCACUAAAAUUAAAACAUCUCCUAAACUAUGGAAAAAGAUUGCAUUUUUAGAAAAAAAAUUGGCACAGAAAUUAGAAUCAGAAUAAACAUUAAGUAGUGAAGCUGUAAAUUAUCACUAUUAUCAAGCUGCCAAAUAUCUUGGUAAACUAUUAAGAUAAAGAAAUAAAGCACCAAAUAUUUAAUUAAUGUCUGAGAGAGUUGAUUGCUUAGAAAAAUGUUUUGAAUAUGAAAAAGGAAUUAAAUAAUUAAAAGCUUUAAGUGAUAUUGCCAUUACUUUAUAAUAACAUCAUUUACAUCAAGAAAGUAUUAAAAGAAUUGCUAAAUUAUAUGUUAAAAAAAAUUAACUUGAAGAUGCUAAAUAAAUAUUAAAAUCAAUCCCUUUGACAGAUAAAUCAACAAUAAUGAUUUGUGAAAUACUAGAAAAAUCUUAAAAUCUAAAAGAAAUGAGAGAAUUACUUGAUGGAUAUUUUGGAUCUAAAUCUAUGACCACUAUUCUUUAAGAUCAUAAUUAUAGAUUAAUUAAUUUCUAUUUAUAAUGUUUAUAAUAAAGUUUCACUGGAUACUAAUAAAUUAUAGAUUUUUAUUUAAAUAAUAUCCAAAACCCAUAAUUAUAAGAGCAAAUUUGUAAAAGUUUGAUUGAACUAAUUGAUAAAUUAGAUAAAAUUCCUAAAAAAGAACUAUUGCAAGUUUUAUAUGAUUAUAGAGAUUAAUUUAGUACUUAAUAAAAAUAAGAAAUUCUUACUAAAUUUUAUAUUGUUAAUCCUGAUCCAAAUUUAAAUAUUGAAAAACCGCGAAUCCCUGAUUAACUUCAUACAAAAGAUUAAAUUUUAUUUUUAUAUACACAAUUAUAAAAAACUAAUGAUGUUAAUGAAAAGUUUGAACUUUUAAGAAAAAUACUUACUUAAGAAGAAAAAUCAUUUAAUAAAUUGAACUAACUUGAUGGAAUUAAGAGAGUAGGAUAUUAUUAAUUAUUUGGAAAGUAACAUAAAAAAAGAAGAUUAGGAAAGUUUCAUUCUAUUAGUAAUUAAUUAAGAAAAAAAACGAUAAGUCUAUCAGUUGAAAUUGGAUAUUAAGAUUUCUUUAAAAAAAUAUUAGAUGUAUUUGAAUCGCUAUUAGAGAAUGAUAAAUCUUAAGAACUUUUUAAAUUGACUCAUAUGGUUUAUUAAUUGAGACUUAAAAAAAUUGCAAAUAAUGAUGCUAGAUACUAUUAAGAAUUUAUUUAAAAAUUGGCUAAAUAUGGAUUAUGGGCAUCAUUAAAAGAAAGAAAAUAUAUUUAUGCACCUAUAUAUUUAAAAUACAUAGACGAAUAAAAUUUGAUUUUAUAUCUAAUUUAAAUUAUUGAUUAAAAUAUAUCUCCUAAAUUAAGAGGUAUAUUUAAUAGUUUUACAAGAAAGAUUCCUUGUUAUUAAUAAAGCGUUAUUCCUUAUAAAUUGGAUUAAUUAUUAAAAUUACGAGAAAAUGAUUAAAAAAAUCCACUUUAUAAUUUAUUAAUAUGUGUAAAAUAUUUAUAAGAAAUGACUGGAAGAUUAGCAUAAGAUUAAUCAGAAUUAUUCAAAAAAAGUCUUUAUUACUUUGAUUGUUAUAAAGAUUGCAAUGUUGAUCCAUUAGAAGUAAAAUAUAAUUUGGCUAGGUAAUAUAGAUAUUUAUAUAGAAUAUACUUACAUAUUAAUAUAGUGAAUAAAGGAAUGGAGAUUAUGGAAGAUAUAUUGAAAGAUCCUCGAGAACAUGCAGUUAAAUAUAAGGCUGGUUUUGCUUUAAUGUAAAUACAUAAGAAAUUAGGAAAUAAUGAGUAGGCAUUCUAUUAUUUAAAAGAAUAUAACACUUUUGUAUGA